UAGAUUAUUGGAGAUGAUCUUAGUUGAUUUAAUAUUCAAUUAUGAAGGUGAAUGAGUUACACAUCCUGAAGUUGUGUACACAACGAAUAAAUUGCACACAUUGUCAGGGUAUGUUUCAGACUUGCUUUCUUAUAUAGAUAUAGAAUCUGAAUUUAUAGUUGAGCUAGGGUUUGUAGGGGUUCAACAACUUAUAGUUGCCGGACCUUCUGGUAAAUUGUAUGAGGUUUAAGGGGAUGUGGGGAUUAGACAGCUGGUAUCCUUGCUUUCUAAUGAAUAUAAUGUAGUGAACCUAUAUGUUGUGGAUGAAUGUGACACCCCUAUUGAGUGUAUUCCCAGUAUUGUUGAUUAUAGAGAAUCAUAUCCUUGUUUAGACGAGGCUGGUACUGACUGUAGCUUAAGUGAAUUAGGAACCGACUCUAAUUCUGAUUCUGAGGGAUGUGAUUCUGAAGAAUUACAUUUACUCCAAACACACACAAAAAAGACAUAAUUGAGAAUUUGAAUGAUUACAAGGAGAUAUAUAAAUGCAUGGCCUUUAAGGACAUACCAGAAGCUAGGAAGUUUAUGAAGUUGUAUGCUCUAGCCAACAAGAAAGUCUUAAAAUUGAGGAAGAGUGACCCAAUGAGGGUUAGGUAUAGAUGCAUUGUGGGUUGUCCCUUUGUUUGUUUAAUAUUCAAAGAUGGUAAUGCAGGGUUACUGUAAAGACAUUAGAGUCAGAACAUAAUUGUGGCAAUGCAUAUAAUAAUAGUACUGUUGAUUUCAAUACCAUUGCACAUUACUUUAAGGGAAAGUUACAGGAUAAUCCUAAGUAUAAGGUAAGGGAGAUGGUACUUGAUUUGAAAAGAAUUUUUGAGUUAAAUGUGAGUCAUGGGAAGUGCAAGUGGGCAAAAAGAAUGAUAUUGGAGACCUUAGAUGGGAGUUUUGCAGAUGAGUACAACAAACUUGAUGCUUAUGCCAUUGAAUUGAGGGAGAGUAAUCCAGGCAGUGAUAUAGUGAUUAACAUUUCAAAAAAUGCACUUGAAAAUGGGAAAAGAAGAUUCUUGAGGAUACAUGUUUGAUUCAAAGCUAUGAAUAUGGUUUUCAAGUUAGGGUUAAGAUCAUUCAUUAGUGUAGAUGACACAUUUUUAAAAGGGAAAGCCAAUGGUCAAUUGCUAGUUGCUGUUGGACAGGAUGCACAAAACCACUUUUAUCCUUUGGCAUGGGAUGUCGUUGAUAAAGAGAGAAAGCAUUCUUGGAACUGGUUCCUACAAUUGCUUCAGGGAUCUAUAGGCCUUAAGGAAGGAGAAGGAAUCACCUUCAUGUCCUACAUGCAAAAGGGAUUAAUUAAGACAAUUAAAAUUAUUCUACCACAAGCACAUCAUAAGUUUUGUGUUAGACAUAUCGAGGCUAACUGGUGCAAGACAUACAAUACUAGGGAAAGCAAAAAACUGCUUUGGUGGUGUUCAUGGUGCACUUAUGAAGAAGACUUCAAAGGCCAACUAAGCAAGCUAGGAGAGUUGAACAAGGAUGCAGCAGAGAGUUUAUUGAAGUACCCACCACCAUCUUGGUGUAGAGAUUAUCUAGAUACAAUUUGCAAGAAUCAGUCAGUUGAUAACAAUUUGAUUGAAUCAUUUAAUUCAUGAAUUUUGGAAGCAAGGCAAAAGCCAAUCAUUAAUAUAUUGGAAGACAUUAGACUCAAAGUUAUGAACAUGAUGACAAAACAUGAAGCUGAAGCUAGUAUAUGGAGCAAUGAGUUCAGUCCAAAAAGCCUAGAACUAUACAAUGAAUUCAUGGAGAUUGCUCAAGUGUAUAAAGUUAAUUUCAAUGGAGAAGGAGGAUAUGAAGUUAGUGAAGGGUCUGACAAGCAUUGUGUCAACUUAAGCAUAAAGAAGUGCACUUGUAGGGCAUGAGACCUUACAUGAAUCCCAUGCCCCCAUGCUAUUAGAGCUAUACUUCACAACAGGGGUGACCCUUUGACAGAGAUGCACCGGUGGUACAGUAAGGAGGCAUUUCUACUUACUUAUAGACACAAUCUCCAACCUUUUAGAGGAGAAUUUUUUUGGAAAAUUGACCCAUCACAAGCAAUGGAGUCCCUAGAGUUGGUGAAGUUGGCUGGCAGGCCAAAAGUUAAAAGGGAUAGACAGAAGAAUGAGGCAGUUAAAAGGCAAGGAGUGUGGUCACAAUCCAGAAAAGGUAGAGUCACGACUUGUGAUAAAUGUGGACAAUUAAACCAUAAUGCAAGAACUUGUGCUCAGAUUAUCUACAAUUUGCACAUAUACUGAAAUUGUACCUAUUUAUGUUUUCUAACUUUAUUUUUUAAUAGCAACCAAAGGGAAAACAACUAAGCAAGGGAAAACAACCUUUCAAAAGAACAAGAACUUUGUUAGAUUCUGAAAUAGAAGAUGAAAUACACUGUUCAGCACUGCAAAUGACUCAAUCAAGUCAGGAAAAUGGAUUUAGCUUCAUGCCUAUACCUAGAGUUGUUGAAUCAAGUAUGGUUCCAAAUUUUCCAAAGAUGGAACAUGAUGAAGAUAUUGUGGUUAGGCCAAUGGUGAUAUUAGAAGUCAAGACAAGACUUCAACUGAGGUAGCAAGUAAACUUACUAGCUGGGACAAGAUCAAUCAACUUUACUGGUGAUCACACUGGUAUUAGUGAGCCCACAAAUCUUCCAUAUUCACCAGCAGUCUUGAUGUGGAAGGGUAAAGCAGCUAUAACUUCAAAUCAGUUAGAAAUACAAAGGCAACAGAAGAUUGAGAAGCUGAAGAUAAGAAAAGGAAAAUGAUCAAGUUGUUCUAUGUAGUUUUGUGUUUACU
This is a messenger RNA of Nicotiana tabacum (common tobacco), 2789 nucleotides long. The record is from RefSeq and is a predicted model, not a curated record. NCBI's taxonomy places the organism in Eukaryota, Viridiplantae, Streptophyta, Magnoliopsida, Solanales, Solanaceae.